Ceraceosorus guamensis is the source of this 1351-nucleotide messenger RNA. RefSeq names its product putative URA6-uridine-monophosphate kinase. Gene Ontology annotation, biological process: 'de novo' pyrimidine nucleobase biosynthetic process; UDP biosynthetic process; CDP biosynthetic process. Bases 491 to 1171 code for a protein of 226 amino acids. NCBI's taxonomy places the organism in Eukaryota, Fungi, Basidiomycota, Exobasidiomycetes, Ceraceosorales, Ceraceosoraceae. The record is from RefSeq and is a predicted model, not a curated record. Gene Ontology annotation, molecular function: ATP binding; UMP kinase activity. Gene Ontology annotation, cellular component: cytoplasm; nucleus. The transcript has 5 exons.
CUCACAAUCACAAUCACACCUCGUGACGCUGCUCGCUUGAUGUGCCCAUCAUUCGCGCUACCCACCCACAUCAGUUUGACACCUCUGGCCCAUUCUACCUCCAAGCAUUCGCCUCUCGAAUUGCACAAUCGAGCCAGCACACUUGACCGCGACCAUCGAAUGACAUCCUAUGCCUGUCCAGAGCGCCCCUCCCAAACGCGAUCCAGGACAUCGUAGGGCUCCCACCGCAUCCACCGCAUCGCCCCGACCUGCCAUCAGAGCGCAGCCGCAGAGUGGCAGUCGCAACGUCAGUGGUGGCAGACCAUCGCUGUUGGGAUUCGCAGCCAUCGCUCUCGCAUCCACCGUGGCCUUUGCCUACGUCGUGCGCAAGCGAGCCAACGAUCCGCUCAAAGAUCAGCGAGAAAAGCGUAUACACCACGCAAACCCCCUCGUACCUCCUCGCAAUCAAGAUCCGCAGUGACGGCAUUGAGCAUUCACUCAUCCGCCCAACAUGCCCGAAUUCGAUCCAAAGAAGGUGACGGUCAUCUUUGUGCUGGGCGGUCCCGGUGCUGGAAAGGGGACUCAGUGUGCCCGCUUGGUCAAUGACUUUGGCUUCGUACACCUGAGCGCCGGUGAUUUGCUGCGAGCGGAGCAGCAGCGUCCAGACAGUCAGUAUGGAGCGCUGAUCGCUGAGCACAUCAAGGAGGGCAAGAUUGUGCCUCAAGAGGUCACCAUCGGAUUGCUGCGAAACGCCAUGAAGGCGGCUCUGGACAGUGCCGGCGCUUCAGUCAGCGGUGCGAGCAAGUUGGUGCCGGAGUCUCAGAGGGAAAAGUGGAGCGAUGGAAAGGGAAGGUUCCUCAUCGAUGGCUUCCCACGCAAAAUGGAUCAGGCUCUGCUCUUCGACGAGCAAGUCUGCCCCAACCGCUUUGUGCUGUUUCUCAAUGCCGAUGAGGAUACCAUGCUGGAGCGACUGUUGGAGCGCGGCAAGACCAGCGGAAGGACGGAUGACAAUGCAGAGAGCAUCAAGAAGCGUUUCCGCACAUUCGUCGAGACCAGCAUGCCAGUCGUAUCGCACUACAGAGAGCACGGUCAGGUAGUGGAGGUGGACUCGGUGCGCCCCAUUGAAGAGGUCACGCAGGACAUUCGUAAAGCUGUGCGCGCUUCUUUCGAAAAGCUGGGCGAGCAGCCGUAGAUUGGUGGUCAGAAAGGUGUUCAGCUCAGUGUCUCUUUCGUAGGAAUCCGAAUCCCUUUCCAUGAUAGACCAAUUUACGUUUGGAUCAUGACGACGCAUCGACUCGAGGCUCUGCAAAGCCUGACCACUUGAAUCAUCACAUGCAAGCUUGUUGUGUAUUAGUCACGACGGAGUCAAAAG